This is a messenger RNA of Sphaerulina musiva SO2202, 378 nucleotides long. RefSeq lists its product as uncharacterized. The record is from RefSeq and is a predicted model, not a curated record. Bases 1 to 378 code for a protein of 125 amino acids. The transcript has 3 exons. NCBI's taxonomy places the organism in Eukaryota, Fungi, Ascomycota, Dothideomycetes, Mycosphaerellales, Mycosphaerellaceae.
AUGUCGAAAUCUCUCAAUGUCUUCAAGCAGCCUCUCACCCUCCAUUCCACUUCUCCCAUGACUGGCUACCUCCGAAACGGCUACUGCGAAGUCCCCGGCUCCGACUACGGCAACCACGGCGUAGCAGCCGAAGUCACAGAAGAGUUCCUCGACUUCACAGCCUCACGCGGCAACGAUUUACGCUCAAUCAGCGGCAUGAAAGGCGGCUGUAAAUGGUGUUUGUGCGCAUCUCGAUGGCUCGAAGCCUUUGAAGCGCGAACCACGGCGAAAGCGGGCGAUAAAGUUGUUCCCAAGGUGUGGUUGAAUGCGACGAAUCAAAAGGUGCUGGAGAAGAUCAAGUUGGAGGAUUUGAAGGGGUUUGCGGUGGAUAAAUCAUAG